AUGCGUUCCAGCAAUGUAGCCCUUCAUGUGCAAAGACACGCCUUGCUGCUCUCACUGCUUGCGGCCAUCGCAGGUUCGACCAACAUCAGACGCCAGAACAGCGAAACUCUCUGUGAACAUGCAGAAGAAGAGCCGCUGCUAUCCUGCUCCAAGGUAGCUGCCAGGCAGCGCCAUGAAGCAUGGAACAUGAAGUUGGAGGAAGCGUGGCAAAACCUCUGCAGAGACGACAGAAAUUUGCCAUUGAUGGAAGUCUACUUAGAUCGACGCUUCCGAUCUAAUUACAAGAGUGUCUAUAACACAGAUGGCUGGGCAGAUGCUGCAUGGGUUAACUAUGUGGCAGUGCCUGCAGAUGGGAAAGGCAUCUUCGGACAGCUGACAGAAAGGUUGGUCGACUCCGUGCAUCGUUUUUCCCAACAUCCAGUCAUCGUCGUCAACUUCGGGACGAAGGCGCCAGAAGACCUGGAUCCCAAGCGAUUUCCCCAUCUGGUGCUGCUACAUGCACGAAGCCUCAGGCCAACAAGUCCCAUAUCGUUCAAUUUCAACAAGCUUCGAGCAGUCCUGCUGGCACAGGUCAAAGUCGGAGCUUCCCUGGACUCCGACAUGCUCAUGGUCACAGCCCAGGCGGAUCAUCUUCUAAAUCGUACCGCCGAGGAAAUCACCGAGAAGUAUCCAUACCCCAUGAUGCCAACGCAUUUUCUUGACCGCGAUGUCCGUGACAGAGAAGCCUCUAGGAGGUUGCACAAGGGCAAUUUCCUGGGCUUUUCCUGCAAAGACUGUCCAACUCCUACCAUGCGAUGGGGACAGGCCCAGCCGACCUGGACUUACUGGUCGCUGCCUUUCCUAAGUCGCUGGCUUUCUGCAAAGAUCGCAGGACGUAAGGAGCAGGGUGUGCCAACAGCGGACAUCAAGGAAGACGAGGAUCUGCUCAAUGUGGCUCUGUGGCAAGAGGGUGCUACAAAGGCGUGGUGUGCGUUUCAGACAGGCGGCAUCAACUUCCUGUGGGAGAACCUUGAUGCCCAGCAUCCUCCUGGACCGUACCCAUACUACGACGACACGAGAUACUUCCCGAAAGGCGUGCCCGUGGCCUUCUUCUUCGGUCAUGCGGAGAAGGAUCCAGCUCACAUUGACAAGGCCUUGACAUACUUGGCCGAUCCCGAUCGAGUCGCAAAGCCAGCUCCGAACCCGUUCUUUCAUGACAUGAAGUUCUUUUCCGAUUUCGAACAGAUUCGCAAGGACUAUCCUGACUUGAAAUGCACUUUGUAG
Messenger RNA from Symbiodinium sp. CCMP2592, 1263 nucleotides. Lineage: Eukaryota; Dinophyceae; Suessiales; Symbiodiniaceae. The record is from the annotation of a GenBank genome assembly.